GCUCUAUAAAUAUUAUUUUGUGGCGCCCUGACUCUCGAGUUAAUUACAUUUACAUGAUUAGCUCAAUCAGGUAACAUUAAUUACGGAGAAAUUAUUUUAUAGAAUAGCAUGUCAUUUUUUUUAUAAUUCAGAAAACAUGAAUUCAUAAAACAUGUGACCAUCCGUCUGUAGUUCCACAGUAGGCUAGGCUACUGCCAGACCAGAGAUCCCUUGUAAAAAAAAUAACUCAAUGGCACUCACCUGGAUCGGUAAAGUAUGAAUAGGUCAAGACAAAAACGUCUUAUUUUAACUGGUGUGAAUAAUGCUUCAAGACUGAUUUUUGUACACCUUUCUGUCUCUCUCUCUCUGUAUGUCUCUCUCUCUCUCUGUCUGUAUGUCUCUCUCUCACACCCACACACACACACACACACACACACACACACACAGCAUCUCCUUGGCACCUCUGUCUUUUCUCUCAUGCUGCUACCUCUGGUGUUGUCUUGUGACAGCAACCGGACCAUGAGAGAGAUCGCUGAGGACUACGAGUCUGUCAUCUCCCUGCUCCUUCAGAAGCUUGAGAACAACCUCACUGAAUCAUUAAAAGUGUCUCAUAAAAGCUGCACAGGUGAAAUGCCUGAAUGUGAGAAGGAUAACGAAAGACAGUUUAUUUACAACAUGAUGUGUAGCCAUACCAGACUCAUUAGGCUCUUUAAGCUAGAGAGGCUCAAGAGAGAAAUCCUGUGCUCACUGGGCCACUACUGUCCUAGAAAACAGAGGAGUUCACAAGGACAGCACACAACCCAUCGGCAUCAGAGGAGAAAGAGGAAGAAGCCAGGAGGGGAAACGGUGGAGGAGAAAGAGAGAACGGAGGAGAACAGAGGGACCACGGAGGGAGGGGAGAGGUUGAACAGUUGGAAACAGCAGGGACGAGAGAGAAAGGAGAGACGCAGGAGCACAGAGGCCAUGAAAAGGAGGCGUAGACAGUGUGGACUGAAGGUGUUUGUGGUCAGCCUGAAGGAGUGCUACAUGUCUCUGGCUGAAAGACAUGGAGACCUGAAGUGAGAGGAGAGAUGCGGCCGAGCUAACCCCACCAAGCAUUUAUUUACCACUUUCUUGCAGGUAUACCCCUUUAUACAUAUCAGUGGGUAACUGGCAAAAUCCGAGGGGUGGAGAGUGUUUUUAAACCAUGGGGGCUGUUUGAAUUUCAAAUUAGGGAGGAGUUAAACAAUUAAGUGUUAAUUCAUUUACCUGCAAAAAAAGCAAAGAGAAACAUUCACACAGAUUCCUGUCUUUUGUUUACAGGCUCUGUGAAAAUGCAGGAACCAUGACUACGUGUUUAGGUGUUUUUUAUUUUCCAUGCUUUCUACACCUUUCAUAAGCUAGGUUUCCAUUCAACUGGAGACAGACGUGAAUAGUCUAAAAUGCACGUAACAAAAUAUGCACAUUUUCCCACCUGACAUGUUUCCAUCAAAUUGACUUGUCUACUGCUGAUAAAAGGCUGUGUGUUAGGAUGGAAGGCACAUAAAAAUUACUUUUGUAGUUAAAUUACCACGUACAGAAUAAAACAUACAAGUUAAAUGGGUUUCGAUUGCAUUUUCAACUCUGAUGGUUUUGUCACUAAACAUGUUGAGUUAUAUAACGAAUGUACCCACUCAGGUAUUGAUGUACCCACUCAGGUAUUGAUGUACCCACUCAGGUAUUGAUGUACCCACUCAGGUAUUGAUGUACCCACUCAGGUAUUGAUGUACCCACUCAGGUAUUGAUGUACCCACUCAGGUAUUGAUGUACCCACUCAGGUAUUAAUGUACCCACUCAGGUAUUAAUGUACCCACUCAGGUAUUAAUGUACCCACUCAGGUAUUAAUGUACCCACUCAGGUAUUGAUGUACCCACUCAGAUAUUGAUGUACCCACUCAGGUAUUGAUGUACCCACUCAGGUAUUGGCAUGUACCCACUCAGGUAUUAAUGUACCCACUCAGGUAUUGAUGUACCCACUCAGGUAUUGAUGUACCCACUCAGAUAUUGAUGUACCCACUCAGGUAUUAAUGUACCCACUCAGGUAUUGAUGUACCCACUCAGAUAUUGAUGUACCCACUCAGGUAUUGAUGUACCCACUCAGGUAUUGGCAUGUACCCACUCAGGUAUUAAUGUACCCACUCAGGUAUUGAUGUACCCACUCAGAUAUUGAUGUACCCACUCAGGUAUUGAUGUACCCACUCAGGUAUUGGCAUGUACCCACUCAGGUAUUAAUGUACCCACUCAGGUAUUGAUGUACCCACUCAGGUAUUGAUGUACCCACUCAGAUAUUGAUGUACCCACUCAGGUAUUAAUGUACCCACUCAGGUAUUGAUGUACCCACUCAGAUAUUGAUGUACCCACUCAGGUAUUGAUGUACCCACUCAGGUAUUGGCAUGUACCCACUCAGGUAUUAAUGUACCCACUCAGGUAUUGAUGUACCCACUCAGGUAUUGAUGUACCCACUCAGAUAUUGAUGUACCCACUCAGGUAUUGAUGUACCCACUCAGGUAUUGGCAUGUACCCACUCAGGUAUUA
This is a messenger RNA of Oncorhynchus gorbuscha (pink salmon), 2531 nucleotides long. RefSeq lists its product as uncharacterized. Lineage: Eukaryota; Metazoa; Chordata; Actinopteri; Salmoniformes; Salmonidae. The transcript is spliced from 4 exons. The record is from RefSeq and is a predicted model, not a curated record. The coding region runs from base 256 to 1041 and encodes 261 amino acids.